Molecule: messenger RNA, 1948 nt
Organism: Rubroshorea leprosula
Lineage: Eukaryota; Viridiplantae; Streptophyta; Magnoliopsida; Malvales; Dipterocarpaceae
Source: the annotation of a GenBank genome assembly
CCCCUUAGCAUUGUCCAUGCGCGGGACGCUGACAUUUAAGUUAUCAGAAACCAAAAUCGAAAGGAUCAGGAAAAAAGAAUCCAGCAAAAUUAAUAUGCGAAAAUCAAAAUCAAUCACACUCCUUCCAAUUCAUGACUCAGAACCACCACUUGAAUCCCUUGCAACCCUACUCCCGUUUUCAUGGACCAUGUUACUUCCAGUAUCAACCAAACAAGGAGAUAUGCUGGACGUCUGGUCUUGGAUAUGUGACCUCCCAAACUCCAAACAAUGGUCCGAAUCCAACUCCCCACUAUUCCUCGAACUUGCUAGCACCUCUGUUCCCUCUUCCAGUCAAGACAGGUCCACUGCAUCCAUCCAACUCAGGGCUGAACGGACCACCGCGUCCGACACCGAAACCAUCCUGAACUUCACCGUCUGCCUCCAAGGCUUUCCCUCCCUCAAUGCUACAAAGACUGUCUGGGUCUCUGACACGUGUCCCCUAUCUUCAGACAAACCCUUCCUCCCAUUGGUCCUCCAUCUCCUCCAAGAAAUCAUCAGCCGUUCACCCAUGUCACAUGACAUCACGUGUCCCAGGUCCCGGCUCCAAAAACUCAAACCCGACCCGGUUUCUUGGAUCAUGGAAACCCACUCACCUGAAUCCUUCUCGAGUUUCUUCAACUUGGUCUUCCUCACGCACCUGUUCUGGUUGUGUGUAUUCGACGCGCCAAGUGAAGUAGGGUCCUUGUAUUUCAAUUCCUGGCUGGGUCCAACCUCGAAGGCUUAACGUGUUUACACGCGCCGGUCAUGCGAACGUUCUUGAUAUCCAUCGGCGUUGAUGCGGAGCUGUGUUUCAUGCGCACCUUUGGGUACAUGUUAGCAAAAUGGUCUAUUUUAAGGGAGGUGGGCGUAGGAUUACAGACGUUAACCCAGGCUCGGUUUCAGCCUUUGGGCUUCUCGUAUGCUAACGAGGCCCAUGGGCUUUGGGUCAUGAAAGGAUACGCGCCGGUUUCGGGAAUGAAGCUCACGCGCAGUAACGGAAAAGGAAAUAAAUUUCCUGUUAUGGAGGCGGAGGAGUCGGUGCUGCGGUACGCGCUGGCGCACCAACAGCUGGAAGCGGUUAUCCAGUUGGAAUAUUCCGUCGGAUUCCAUGACGGCUACAUUCUUGUGAAUGCACGUGUUGAUAAUCUGCGGUUCCACGUGGCGAGAUUGGGGUUCAACAAGAACGACGAAGCGGAUUAUCAGGAAGAAAAGCACUUCCCGUCGAGGAUUCGGGUUUGGGUCGGCCCGGAGGUCGGGUCAACAUACGUCGCCGGACUGAGUUUGGGUCGAUCGACGGGGAAUGGGGAGCGAGAAGUGGAAACGCAAAGGAUUGUGAAAAGUAAUGUGGGGAAAUCGAAGGUGUCGAAGGUGAAGGCGAGAGCGAGGGUUUCGACGAAGACGAAGGUGAAGGACUGGAGGUGGGAGCAAGACGCGGAGGGGAACGCGGUGGUGUUCGAUGCUGUGUUGUGCAACAACGUCAUGGGUCAUGAAAUAGCGGCGGGUCUGGCGGCAUCUGGCGGUGGUGGUGGUGGGAAGUUUCAGAAGAGAUGUGGGGGAGCGGGUGGGGUGGUUUUUGCUGGAGAUGAGUACGGGGAGGGAGUGGGGUGGAGAUUGAGCAGGGAAAUGGAAGGGAGUGUGUUGAGGUGGAGAAUUGGAGGGCGUGUUUGGUUGAGUUAUUGGCCUAACAAUGUGAAGAGUUCGUAUUAUGAGACGAGGUGUGUGGAGUGGUGCGAUGAGGUUGAUCUGCCUCUGAUCCCUGGAAAAUGAUGUUAUUUAGAGAGGAAAACUAUCAUGUAAAUGUGUUUGGAAGUUUUUCUUUGUUCUACAGUGAAACUAUAUUGGCAAUGUUCUCAGAUUAUAUGAAUAUGAAUUUAUGUUUCCAAUACCAUACCAUAUCAUACAGUGAGUUGAAUUAAGAGGUAAAAUAAUU